CAGCGAUCAUGUACGAUGCGGCGAGGGUGCCAUCUCCUAAGGAUGGUGCAAACGGGAUGGCCCAGCCGGUGCUGCCCGGAGCGGGAGCUGCUGCAGGAGCAGGAGGGCCGACGCCCACCGCAGACCUACAGGCUAAAAGUGAGGAGGGUCAGCCAGGUACAGAGGAGGAAGAGGAGGAGGAGGAGGAGCCCAAAGCUGAGCCCGUACUAGUGAAAAAGCCACACAGAGAGAUUCUGGACCAUGAGAGGAAAAGGAGGGUGGAGCUCAAAUGUAUGGAGCUCCAGGAGAUGAUGGAGGAGCAGGGGUACACAGAAGAAGAGAUCCGGCAGAAAGUGAGCACGUUCAGACAGAUGCUGAUGGACAAGGAGGGCGUUAUCACCAGAGAGGGCUCACACACACAACCAGUGGUAAACCACCUGCACUACGAAGCUGAUUAUGGACAGAGCCAUCAAUUGGUCAGCUAUGAAGAUGGAGACUAUGACCAUGAUUACCACAGCGACAACAGAGUGAAGAGGAAAUCGAGCAGCUCUCCAUCCCCUCGUCCAAAGAAACGGAAGAAGAAGAAAUCUGGCCGCAGAAGGAGUCGGUUUGGCAGCUCCUCACCCACUCACAGAGAGAAGAAGAAAAAGAGUGGGAAGAAACACAAGCGAGACAGAUCUGCAUCAGGCUCGAGAAAAAAGAGGAGAUACAGAUCCGGCAGCCCAAAGAACAAACACAAAGACAAGAUCAAACAGAAAAAGAGGUCCCCUGGUGAGACUCCCAGCAGGAGUUCACAGCGUCAAGGCAGCUGCUGUAGCUCCCGCAGCGCCUCCCUGUCCUCCACCCGCAGCACCUCCAAAUCCCCCUCCAGAUUAAACUCCAAGCACAAGACGGACGGACAGAAGGCGCCCAGCACCUCGCUGUCCCCCGGCACCAACCCCCCCGCAGUGUGGCACAACGGGGACCACUCCCAGCGGAGCCGCAACGGCAGGGCCGGCAGACCCAACCACGGCGAGGGCGACAAAGUGCACGAUAAGCUCCGUCUGCUGACCGCUAACUCUGCAGGAAUGCAGUCCACUCUGCUGAGAGAGCACAAGCUCCACAGCGCCCCAAGCAGGAGCCAGGCGGGACAGAUGUGCGCUGCAGGAGAGGCUGGGGGUGUGGACGGCAGGAACUCGGCUUUAGGGAACUCCGUCACCCAGGCGUCAGGGAGGAGAGGGAGCCAGAGGGGCCAGAACAAGGGCUCCCACUCCCCCACUCACAGCAGCGACUCGGCCCACUCCCAGCACACCCACACCCACAGGGGGAGGAACUCCCGUCACCACAGAAAGUCAAAAGGGGGCCACUCUUCCAAGCGUCACCACCGCUCCAGUCGGGGUCAGGCGCACCACCGGAGCCAGUCUGCGUCACCGGGGCGUCACCCGCACACGUCAGGCAGGAAGAAGGAGGAGUCUCGGGGCAAACCCAACCUUCGGCAGCGCAGCAGCUCCUGGAGCAGCGGGCACUCGUCUUCACGCUCUGCCUCCAGAGACGGAGGCCCCUCCAAGGCCAAGUCCCCACACAGCAGCCAGAACAACUCCAGAGAGAAAGACAGCCAGAACCACUCUGACGACGAGAGCCGCGCUCGCCGCCGCUCCCGCAGCUACUCACCAAUCCGCAAGAGGAGAAGAGACUCCCCCAGCUUCAUGGAGGCCCGCAGGAUCACCAGUGCUCGCAAGCGGCCCAUCCCGUACUACCGGCCCAGUCCUUCGUCCUCCAGCCUGGACAGCAGCCCGUCGCGCUCCAGCCGCAGCCGGAGCCACAGCUCAAGCAGCUCCAGCCGCAGCAGGAGCCACAGCCGGAGCCACAGCCGCAGCCGGAGCUGGAGCCGGAGCCGCAGCCGGAGCUGGAGCCGCAGCAAGAGCCCCUCCCGCAGCCACCACAGCUACGACAGCCGCAGCAGCUAUGACAGCCCCGGAGUCUGACACUAAACACGCAGCACGUGAAGAAGGGAAACAAAAACAACCAGAGGAGAAUCAUGAUCUUUAACGGGGUCUCCACAGGGCCUCACUGCUGUCCAACCAGGGCCCAAACUCCUCGCCCCUGGACCAUCAUCUCUCCCUGAGCCUGGAUCAAAGUGGAGAAACGUAAUUUGAUAUAGCACAUCACUCUGAAAUUGGCUAUCACUGUUCACGUCUUCACAAAGGCAUUAAAGGAAAUGGGUCACCACAUGUCGAAAUUAAUUAGGUAUAGCCCAAAGAACAAAUCUCGCUGUAUGUUAGCACUUUCUUUCUCUUCUUCCACAACGCAACCAAAAAUGAAUUCAUUAAGAACUAUAUACUAUAUAAAUAUAUAUAAAUAUAUCCUAACAGUAGGAGCUGAGUAGAAGAUAAAAAGAGGACACAUCAACUGCUUAAUGAACAUUUCUGACUUUUUUUUUCCAAUCAUGUCCUCAUCUGCCUCAAAGACUUACAUCUCAUCGAGGAGCAGAGAUCAACAGCAGUUAGAACAAAAGAGAAAUCGGCGGAUGAAAUGGGGAGCAAAAAAGAAAAUGAACUUUUUUUAUGAUAAAAUUGUAUUGUAUAGGUUUGUCUGUAUAGUAAACUCUUACGUUCUGGCUUUGUAAACUAUGCACUGUAUAUUCCAUCUAGUUGAAGGAGGUUUGUUGAACAUGAUGCAUCAGGAGAGACUGGCAGGAAGUAGAGGUGCAUCAGAGCUCCCACUGGCCUAUACAGUAUGUCGGGAGGGGGGAAUUAUUUAUGAUGUACUUUUACUCUUCCCUGUUUAAAUUAUUAUGUUGAUUCUGCUAAUCCUGACUGUAUGUGAGAGUGUUUGUGUGUGUGUACCUCCUCUGCAAUGUCCAGUGAGGUAAUUAUUUAUGUGUACACUAAGGCUGCUGUAUGGUAGUGUACAGAAAACUGUCUGCAAAAUAUCUACCAUGCACACACACACAAACACACACGUGUUGACCACAGCUAUUUAUGAUCCUAUUGUAUUUAUUUGGUUAUUUAUUGGUUAUUUAUUAUUUAAUGUAUUUAUCAUGAACUGCAAAGCAGUUGGAUCAUGCUUUAAAGACGAGAUUGUGAUGCAAACAUGUUCCCUGUACGUUUAUGUCCACAGAAAUCAUGACAAGGCUGACGCCAUCAGGGUGGAGAUUUGACUGCAGUGUGUUUAACAUGCUCUUUGUAGCCGUUGGGCAGCAGACGGUCUUCGCACACAGUUUCUCCCACGAAUGCCACUACGGCACCCCCGGCCUCUUAGUAGUGGUUCAUUUGAAUGCAACCAUUAUGACUCUGCUUGUAUUAAGGACGGUGUGGAAAGAGAAGUCCAUUAUUCUACUCUACCGUAUGUUUCCAACCUAUACAUAUUCCAAUCCCUUGUAUAAUUGGCCGCAACAUGUUUCUGUCACAGGUCCCCUUGUUACCAGGAAAAUAUAUGUGAUGUAACCUAGCAUAGCAGAGACGAGACACACAGCUUCAGUUGUACGGUGAACAAACUGGCGACACAAUCAGGGAUCACCCUAAGUCUUCCUUACCAUUCGACCACUCAGUCACUCAGUGUUGCAUACCCAGUGUAACCCAACUGAAAUAAUCUGCAAACGUGUUCAUUUAUUGCAAGUAUAGCAUUGCCCCUUUGGUUCUCCAAGUCAUUCUUUGUAGUGUACAAGUUAUAAUACCUGACAAUAAACAGAAACAAAUGGGGAAA
Notothenia coriiceps (black rockcod) is the source of this 3663-nucleotide messenger RNA. It is a transcript of the gene srrm3, whose product is annotated as serine/arginine repetitive matrix 3. NCBI's taxonomy places the organism in Eukaryota, Metazoa, Chordata, Actinopteri, Perciformes, Nototheniidae. The transcript is spliced from 13 exons. The coding region runs from base 9 to 1943 and encodes 644 amino acids. The record is from RefSeq and is a predicted model, not a curated record. Gene Ontology annotation, molecular function: mRNA binding.